Messenger RNA from Drosophila willistoni, 399 nucleotides. Its product is annotated as protein new-glue 2-like. The record is from RefSeq and is a predicted model, not a curated record. NCBI's taxonomy places the organism in Eukaryota, Metazoa, Arthropoda, Insecta, Diptera, Drosophilidae. The transcript has a single exon. Bases 1 to 399 code for a protein of 132 amino acids.
AUGCGACCAGUCUUAUUGCUAUCUUUGGCCAUUCUGGCCGUAGUCGUUGUGUCCUCAUGGUCGGCUACUACUACUGCUUCUGACUCAACAGCAACAACAACAACAACUACUACCACCACAACGACAACAACCACUACCACCACCGAUGCAACAACCACCACGACAACAGAAGCCACCACCGAGAAGAAGCAUCAUCAUCGUCGUCGCCGUCACCGUCGUCGUCGUCGUGUGGUUAUCAUCCGCGAAGGCAAUGGUGAAAGAGGAAAUCGUCGCAGAAGAUACAGAAGACGCGAGGAUGAGGAUAAUGAUAAUUCCGGAACUGUGGUUAGGCGCGUUCGUGUACGUGAGCGUGGUUACCGCCUAAACCGUAGAAGGGAGGGAAGAUUCUCUCGCUUCUAA